This is a messenger RNA of Aspergillus luchuensis, 954 nucleotides long. Its product is annotated as class I SAM-dependent methyltransferase. Bases 1 to 954 code for a protein of 317 amino acids. Gene Ontology annotation, molecular function: methyltransferase activity. Lineage: Eukaryota; Fungi; Ascomycota; Eurotiomycetes; Eurotiales; Aspergillaceae. The transcript has 4 exons. The record is from RefSeq and is a predicted model, not a curated record.
AUGUCGCAGGGAUCUAGUCGUGAAGAUGACACGCAGUCUUUGACUGCCAGUGUAACGGAUUACCCCAUGGAAUAUGGAAGACGAUACCACAAAUAUCAUGAGGGCUCAUAUUUAUAUCCCAACGACGAGCAAGAGCUAGACCGGAUGGACAUGCAACACCACAUGCUCAAAUUGGUCAACCGCGGGCGGCUGCUCUUUGCCUCUCCCCUAAGCCCAAAGAAAAUCUUAGAUGUCGGCACCGGUUCUGGUAUAUGGCCUAUAGAACUAGCGUCUGAAUUUCCAGCAGCCGAGAUUAUAGGAACCGAUCUUUCGCCUGUACAACCAAACGAAGUCCCCGAGAACGUCCAUUUCCUAGUCGAUGACGUUACAGAGGACGAAUGGCUAUGGGGCCCCAAUCACUUCGACGUCAUUCAUGCCGGUCACCUUUCAGGUGCCUUGCCAUCAUAUAAAGACUUGUUACGGAAAGUCUUCAAGCAUCUCAAGCCUGGCGGUAGUGUUCAGUGCGAUGAAUUUGACCCGAAGCCGAAAUGCGAUGACGGAACCAUGCCAGAAGAGGACCCCGAUAAGUUCAGCGAAUAUGCCCUUCAAGACCUGAUGGAUUUACACCAUCGUGCCGGUCAGGCAUCAGACCCGCCCCGACAGUUUCGAGUAGCUCAUCGACUGGCACGCUGGAUGAGAGAAGUGGGAUUCGAGGACGUUCAGGAACGGGUUCAAAAAGUACCCGUGAACCCUUGGUCUACCGACUCUCAUCUGAGAACGAUUGGUUCGUGGAACGAGACAAACCUGCUGGAAGCCGCAGCUGGUUGGUCUUACAAGCCACUCACGAUUCUUGGCUGGUCGAAGCCCGAGAUCGAAGUCUUCCUGGUCGAUGUUCGAAAAUCCAUCCAAAACCGUGAUGUCCACGCCUAUUUGGACUAUUAUGUGGUAACAGGAAGAAAACCACUUUCUGCUUAG